UAGGUCUGAAAUUGAAACAAAAACAAGGUCGCUUGCACAGUAUGGAGGGGUGAAGGAUAUGGACCGAGUUGAGAAGCUGAUCCAGCGAGCACGGAGGAUUGAGAAAGAAAGCGACCUGAAUGGAUUCACAUUAUCAUAGUCAUGCGCCGCCAGCAAGUCGAUGCAUACAGCAUUCUUGGGAGGAGUGCAUAUACAGCCUACCACCCAGUAGCAUAUCCCAUGAUCCAAUCCAGCUGCUCGCAUAUCGCGUAUAAGCAAAAUUAUUACAUCACGCCAAAUCAGCAGUCUGGCCAAAGUCAGUUAUCAAUAAGAACAAUAAUAAGAACUCUAUAUAAGAAUAAAUCCACGAGGGCCGAGCUUGGAUUGCAGGUUGUCAGAAAACAACCACGCGACAAGAUCGAUGACGUGAUUUUGAUCUGGAUGGUGUUAGAGUGGAGCCCCGUGCAUAUGUAGGUAUGCAGUUAGUGAUACAGGGUGUGUGAGAGGCUGCGGCCACUAGGCAGGCUGGAGGUGGCCUGUUUGGGAUGCUGCUUGCAUACACGAACGAUGGGGAAUGAGUCUAUUUUGGUCACUUGACAGUAUACAUAUAUUGACGUGGUACAAACGUCUA
Messenger RNA from Aspergillus wentii DTO 134E9, 610 nucleotides. RefSeq lists its product as uncharacterized. NCBI's taxonomy places the organism in Eukaryota, Fungi, Ascomycota, Eurotiomycetes, Eurotiales, Aspergillaceae. Bases 142 to 453 code for a protein of 103 amino acids. The transcript has a single exon. The record is from RefSeq and is a predicted model, not a curated record.